Messenger RNA from Theileria equi strain WA, 2367 nucleotides. RefSeq lists its product as hypothetical. The transcript is spliced from 6 exons. Gene Ontology annotation, biological process: proteasome-mediated ubiquitin-dependent protein catabolic process. The coding region runs from base 1 to 2367 and encodes 788 amino acids. Gene Ontology annotation, molecular function: ubiquitin protein ligase activity. Lineage: Eukaryota; Apicomplexa; Aconoidasida; Piroplasmida; Theileriidae. Gene Ontology annotation, cellular component: cytoplasm; GID complex; nucleus. The record is from RefSeq and is a predicted model, not a curated record.
AUGGCUCCUCUAGUCGACGAUUUUGAGUCGCUUUCAAAGAAACGCAAGAAACUCUUUGGUAGCAUCAACAACGAACUGGACUCACUCAUCCAAUUGCUACAGGAUCUUGACAAAAAACUGGACGCUGAAGAAUCAAAUGAUGCUGUAAAUGUAGACGAAGAUGUCAAAUCUGUCGGUAUUGAUCAUGGAAGCACGUCCAGCAGUGCUCUUGAUGUGAAGAAUGGAUCACCCAGUGACUGCGGAAUUAUUCUAAAGGAGCUUGCAUCUACGGUAAAGUCACUAGACAUACACAAGAAAAUAAAUAAGCGUAUCAAGGAGUUCAAUAGUGAAUUUUCUACUGCAAAAAGGAAUGUUUUUGGCCAGCCUGCUUCCGACAGGUUGGAGACUUUGGCGCCGAUAAAGCUCGAUGAGAAGCUUGUAUGUCGAAUGAUCGGGAUGCACUUGCUUCAUUAUGGCCUAUUUGAUGUCUAUGAACAACUAAAGUUGGAGUCCAUCAAACUUUGGGGUGAUGACAACAAGGCUAUUGUAGGAUCUGUAACUGUAGAAGCGUACAAAAUUUUACACAGAUUUCUGGAUAAUAUUAAAAACUGCAACAUUGACCCAGCCAUUGAAUGGAUUGAGAGUCAGUAUGAUAAAUCUACACUACACACUGAACGAUUUAAUGAGUUGCUCAUUAAUCUUUAUAAAAUCCAGUUUUGCAAUACAAAGGAAUGUGGUAUGCAAAAGGUUAUAAACAAGGUAAAAAGCACUGGGAUAACAAAAAUCUGGAAAGUCCACAAUGAAGAGAUUGGUAAAUUAAUGACCCAAAUUGUGCUGGGAGAACCUACCCCCGCUGAUUUUGAACUUGUUAAGACCAAGACCACCAAGCUUUUUACACGGGUAUUUUGUGAAGCUGGUGUACUAGUAAAGAGACCACCUGGUUAUAUACAUAUCCGGGAAGAAAAUGAACUCCUAGAACCUGGAAUUCAUACACUAGAGCCAGAGUCUGAACUUGUACAGGAGCCCACAAGAGAUGUGUCCAGCAAAUUCAUCUAUAGACGAUGGAUUAAUGAAGAAAAGGAUCAGAACAUUUAUGCCUCUAAGCAACCGUCUAGUUCAUGGCUUGAUGCUCUUUCAGCUAUUUCACGGAAACCUGCACAGGUAUACACACGCAUGCAACCUAUUCGUAGGGGCCUUCCAAAGAAUUGGUUAUCUGUUUGCACAAGCAAUGAAAAGAAGGAUCCUAAAAUGGCAUAUAGGUACCUUAACUCUGGGGCACUAUCGGAUGGAUGUUUUAUAAGAUAUGUUCGCACCAGACUCGAUGGAAGAGAAGAACCACCUCCGAGGGUUAGCUUAUCAAAGGGAACAAUUAAAAGUAUCUUGUCUGACCCAGAAACUACAUGCAGGCAAAUUUUGAAUAUUUCAAGCCUGCCAGACUGCACGUAUGAUACAGUGACACCUCCUAAUCCUUACGUGGACAUUUCAGAAGAGCGUAGUGAUAGAGGUACAACCGUCUUAAUCGCGAGUGCAGAUGACUCUGAUGAUAAUUUUCUUGGUAGGGUCGAUUCUGACGAAUCACAAAGGGGAUUACCCACAUUUUCCCUUACGGUAUUUGCUGGAUCUUCCCUCUUUAGGGAUUCGAGACUAUCCCAAAUCACAGAAAACGAACUGAUGCCAGCCAGACUUUUAAACGUUUCCUCAGGUUCACGCAUACAUAUCAGAUUCCCAGGAAGGGAAGAAAGAAGGAGAGAACAUGUCAUACGACCAUUUGAAUCGGAAGAAUCUACUACUCAAACAUCUGAGCGCUCAAGCGCUACACUUCGGGACAUUUUGAGGAUGAUUAUGAGAGGAUUGCGUUCAGAAUCCUCACAACCGACAACGGUUGUCCACCUCAGAAACGAACCGGUAUCGCAACCAAGCAUCGAUGAUAUUAAGGAACCCGCUCCACCAGAGGUAAAGCGGACGAGGGUACAGGUUGAUGAGCAAGAAUCUAGCGAAUUUAUCAAGGUUCAUUUACCAUAUGAAAGUCCACUAUCGGUAAUAACAUGUGCUGGUCAUGUAACAUUGCCUUAUCUGGUAGACGUCUUCCGUCUCUUGUUCAACGAGAGGCGUGAGGUGUACUCCAAGGUUGGGAUGUGGUUAAAGUCGAACCAGCAGCUUCCUGUGGAAUCAGACCUUGGCCCAGCAUUUUACUUUCACAGUUUUCUCACAUGUGCAGUUUCAAAGGAUCAGACAAGCAGCGAAAACCCUCCGAUCAUGCUGCCAUGUGGUCACGUCAUCUGCAAGGUUUGCUUUGACAGGCUAAGCGGGAAGAGACGCAAGAAGCACUUCAAGUGUCCAAUGUGUCCCACUAUGGUAGAACCUAAUCAGGUAUGUCUACAGCUUUAA